Triplophysa dalaica is the source of this 821-nucleotide messenger RNA. RefSeq names its product SPC25 component of NDC80 kinetochore complex (gene spc25). The record is from RefSeq and is a predicted model, not a curated record. Lineage: Eukaryota; Metazoa; Chordata; Actinopteri; Cypriniformes; Nemacheilidae. The transcript has 7 exons. Gene Ontology annotation, cellular component: Ndc80 complex. Gene Ontology annotation, biological process: chromosome segregation. Bases 14 to 790 code for a protein of 258 amino acids.
UUUAGCGCCGCUGAUGUUCCGGGCGCCGAUUUUUGAAAACGAGAGGGUUUGUUUUCAUUUUGACUUCAUAAAACUGCUGAGAAUGGCGUCUAUCAGAGACUAUAAUGUCGUUGAGCAGUUUAACAGCAGGCUGGAGGAGAUCAGGUCCAAACUUCUGGAUCAGGCCAUGGGAGAAGUGCUCAAUGACACCGCCAUGGAGCUCUGUCAACAACACAGACAUUACAUGAAGUCUGUCAUGGAUACUUGUAUCAAGAAAUCCAAGGAGGAUGAAAGCAUGUUUGAGAGUAUCCAUAUACAUAAAGAAGAUUUAAAGGAAAGAACUGCUGUAUUGAAAGAAAAGAAGACCGAACAUAUUGAGGUCGAGUCGGAGAUCGAGGACAAGGAACAUCACAAAGAACUCUUAAUUCAGAGGAUUGAGAAACUAAAGAAGGAUCAUGUCAAAAACAGAGAACUGAUUCAGUCACAAAACAAAGCCAACAAGGACAGACUGAAGAAGCUGAACAUAUGCAAGGACAUCUUUCAAAAACAUCUCAGUCUCGAGAUCAGAAAAAUCCAAGGCGAGAAGUUGCAGUUUGUCUUCAGGAACAUCAGUCGUAAAGAUCCAGAUAUCGUACAUGCAUUCCUCCUACGGCUUGAUGCAGAGGGCGUGUACCACAUCAUCUCCUGUGACCCUCCGCUGGAGAACAUGGCACAUCUAGAGCUCAGGCUGCAGGAGACCAACAAUUUCCCUGCUUUCCUCGCAAAUGUCAGGAGAGAGUUUGUGGCGCUUUACAGCGGUGCGAAGAAGUGAAAGAGAUUCAUUUUAGAUCCACGUCAACAGA